Molecule: messenger RNA, 4795 nt
Organism: Pecten maximus
Lineage: Eukaryota; Metazoa; Mollusca; Bivalvia; Pectinida; Pectinidae
Product: cilia- and flagella-associated protein 57-like
Exons: 21
Coding region: 109-3747 (1212 amino acids)
Molecular function (GO): protein binding
Source: RefSeq, a predicted model, not a curated record
GCGCAUUGUUUCCAACAGCAACCACAUUCAACAACUUCAACAGGUAUCGAUGAUACCUUGAUUUUAGUGAAAAACCAGCAACUAAGGUUGUGAGAGACAAAAACAAAGAUGUCGAUAGCAAUUGCACAAGCCAAGCACAUCUUUGGUCUCAAACCAGGUGUGACUGGCAACAUUUGCUAUCAUGAUGAACAGACCAUCGUUUACCCCUCUGGGGCAAAUUGUAUUUUGUACAAUAUCGACCAAAAGUCACAGAAGUUCAUUCCUGGCACGGAUAAGAGUGAGGGCAUGACAGCAUUAGCUGUCAGUCCAAAUAGAAGAUAUGUGGCAAUAGCUGAAAAAGGAGAAAAGCCAACAAUCACAAUAUAUGAUCUUCACAGUCUUCGGAAAAGGAAGGUCCUAAGCUCUCCAGAUGUUCAGUCAAAUGAAUUUGUCAGCCUGGCAUUUUCACCAGAUUCUAAAUACUUGGUUGCUCAAGGUGGAAAACCAGAUUAUACAUUGCUGUAUUGGACGUGGGAGAAAUCAAAAGUAAUGGCUGUCACAAAAACAUCGAAUCCCCAGACCAAUCCACCAGUUUAUCAGGUUAGCUUCAAUCCUCAAGACAACACUCAGUUAUGUGUUGUUGGAAAUGGCAUCUUCAAGCAUUUCCGCUACAGUGAGGGAAACCUCAAAACUUUCAACUUUCAAAAGAUGGAGCCACAAAACUAUCUCUGUCAUGCCUGGGUUUCUGAAGAACGUAUCAUUGUCGGAACUGAUACUGGGCGACUGCUUCUGUUUGAAGCUGGUGAAUUGAAAAAUGAAUUUAAUAUCGGAGCUCAACAAAGAGAGGCUGGACGUUCAAAUGAAGGAGAGGAGGUUUCCACGAUCCCAGUCAUUCCACAAGUUUCGGCCAUAGUGGCCUACUCAAAGGGGUUCGCUUGCUCCUGUGGGCCUGGUACUGUACACUUGUUUGAGAAAACAGAUGAUAAAGAUUUCUUCAAGAAAACAAGAGAAAUCAAGAUCCCACCAGACAACAACAGUGCUGACCCAGCAAAAGCCCAACAACAGCUGAUAACAUGUCUGACGGUCAGUCCGUCCGAGGAGACCCUUGUGGCUAGUACAGACCUCAGCCAGCUUUAUUACCUAACACUGCCAAGUGCUGACCUUGGAAAGAGUGAGGGAGAUCAGGCUCAUUUUGAGGUGCUCGCCCAGUCCUUCCAUUACGGUCAAAUCACAGGGCUUGAUGUUUGUAUUAGGAAACCUCUGAUCGCCACAAGCUCCCACGACAGAUCUGUUCGCAUCUGGAACUACGAGAACUGUAACUUGGAGUUGUAUAAGGAGUUCGCUGAGGAAGCAUACAGUAUUGCCCUCCAUCCAUCCGGUCUGUACAUCCUAGUUGGCUUCAGCGACAAACUCCGUCUGAUGAACCUCCUUAUCGAUGACAUCAGGACCUUCAAAGAAUUCACCAUCCGAGGAUGCAGAGAGUGUGGCUUCAGCAAUGGUGGCCAUUUGUUUGCCGCGGUGCACAGCAAUGUGAUCCAGAUCUAUUCCACCUCCACGUUUGAAAAUACCUCGAACCUGAAGGGUCACAACGGUAAAGUGCGAUCGAUUGUGUGGAGUGCUGACGACAGCAAGAUGGUGUCUUGUGGUGGGGACGGUGCCGUUUACGAGUGGGAGACCUACUCUGGGAAAAGAGUUGGAGAGAGCGUCCUUAAAUCUUGCGGUUACACUGGAGUUGCAGUUACACCAGACGGAAAAGCCACUUUUGCUGUCGGUUCAGACAAAACCUUGAAAGAGAUUGCAGACUCACAGAUCCUGCGUCAGAUUGAAGCAGGGGAAAUGACAUUGAGCAGUGUGGCGUUGUCCCAUUCUGGCCGCAUGUUGUUCGCUGGUACCGUCAAAGGAACACUGUGGUCAUUGAAGUUCCCUCUGAAUCCCCCGGGAGAAUGGACAGAACAUUCUGGUCAUGGCAGCCAGAUCACCAAGAUGAAGAUCAGCUAUGACGACCAGUACCUAGUUACGGUGUCUGAAGAUGCUUCCGUCAUCCUCUGGAAGAUUCAGGAUAAAGAGGGGCGUGGCCUGAAACGGGACAAGGAAGUCGGCUGGGCAGAGGAGAUCCUAAUCACUAAAAGUGACCUGGAGGAAAAGAACACAAUGAUGAGUGAUCUAAAGACCAGAAAUGAUGAACUUAAGUUGGAGAACGAUUACCAGCUACGUCUGAAGGACAUGAAUUAUAACGAAAAGAUCAAGGAACUGACUGAGAAAUUUAUCCAGGAAAUGGAAGCGUUGAAAACGAAAAAUCAGGUCCUGAAGACAGACAAAGAUAAGGAGGAGGCAAAACAUGAAGAAGAAAUGAGGGAAGUUAUGGACAAACACACUAAAGAACUCCAGGAUCUCGAAUCUGCCAAUAACCAGAAGUUGAUGUUGGAGUACGAGAAAUUCCAGGAACAACAGAGUAAGACAAUGAAGAUGCAGGAGGAAUAUGAUCGUCUCCUGCAGGAAAAAGAGGAAAGUAAGAUGAGAGCAAUGGAGGAAUUGACAGAGUACUACGAGACGAAACUUCAGGAGAAAACCACUCAACUGGAACAGGCUCAUGAUGAGGCCAGACAGUCACUGAAGGAAUAUGAGGAGACGAAGAAACAGAUUGAGGAGGACGCUGAUCGGGAAAUCCUCGACAUCAAGAAUAAUUAUGAGAUCAGACUUCGUGCUGAGAAGGAGGACAACAUCAAACUUAGAGGAGAAAGCGGCAUCAUGAAGAAGAAGUUUACAAGUCUACAAAGAGAGAUCGAUGACCACAAAGAGGAAAUUAAGAAAUUCCAAGCGGAGACUCAGAAACAGACAAAUGUGAUUCGUAAUAUGGAAAAGGACAUCAUGGGUCUGAAGAAGGAGAUCCAGGAAAGAGACGAUACCAUCCAGGACAAGGAAAAGAGAAUCUACGACUUGAAGAAGAAGAACCAGGAAUUGGAGAAGUUCAAGUUUGUGCUCGACUACAAGAUCAAGGAACUGAAGAAACAGAUCGAGCCCAGGGAGAACGACAUCAAGAGAAUGAAGGACCAGAUUCAGGAGAUGGAGAGCGAGCUCGAGAGAUUCCACAAACAGAAUACACAGCUGGAGCUUAGCAUCAAGGAGCUCACCCAGAAACUCCGUGCCACAGACAAAGAGAUGCACCAGGAGAGGCAGAAGGUGCGUGAUGUUGAGGCAGUGGUGAAGAGAUUUAAGACAGAUCUACACAACUGUGUAGGCUACAUACAAGACCCGAAGAUGUUGAAGGAGAGUAUCAAGGCACUGUACUCCAAACAUGUUCAGGAAGAUGUGACUGAAUCUGCCAGUGUGGACGCUGAUAUACAGAAGGAAUACAGCAGGCAACGUGAACAUCUGGAACGAUCUGUAGCCUCUCUCCGCAAAAAGCUUUCCAAGGAUUCAGAAAUCCACAGAGCGGACAAUGUUAGGAUUAUGCAGGAAAAUGUGUCUUUGAUCAAGGAAAUUAAUGACCUGCGUCGUGAGCUGAAGAUAGCCAGGACGCAAAUUCACGACCUUGAGGCGGCCAUGGGACUCCACAGCAAGAAGAACAAAAACGACACCGCAGCAAUCGCUGCCAUCACGGCCAAAGGACCAAGUGCUCUUAUGGAAAAGGACAUGGAGGAGAAAACUAAAAUUAUUGAAAUGCAGAAGAUAGAAAUUAUGCGUUUACGUUCUGAGAUGUCCGACUUGGAUUUGGGCUCUCGACCUCCGUCAUCGCAUCGUCUCCCACCCAUGCAAUUAGUGUCAUGAUCACACAAACGUUUGACUCUAGUGAAAGGAGAAUUCUGUGAUCUUACUUAAAGUUCGCAAGGGAUAUUGAUAAAAAAUAGACUGCAAGAACCCCUGCGUAGAACAUUCACAUAUUCUCAAAAACUGUGCUUUGUUUUCUAAAAUAAACACUUUCUGAUAGAAAUCUAAAUUGAUUUUGAAGCAAGAAUCGUGGAAAACCCUGCUGAGAUUCUGAAUCCUAUGUUUCAUAAUUAUACAAAUUAUUGUGCUCAUCAUGCAAAGCUGCUAAUUUCAGGAAAAUUUGCUACGUUGAAUUAUUUAAAGUAUCUGUCCCUUUUUAUAAAAAAAAAAAUGUGAAAAAUAUAUAUAAAUAUAAAAAUUGUUUGCUAAACAUAAAGUUAGCAAAACUACAGUGAUUUUUGUCUAAAUUCUAUUUGUUUACAGAAAUCUGCUGACAAGACACUAUUUAGCUGUAUAAAUUCAUUUCCACAGUUAGGAAUGAUAUUUUUGCAAACACAUAGUGGUAUUCUUUAUGAAAAAGACUCUCAUACUACUUAAAGUAUAGAUAUUUGAUAUCUCUACAUGAUAAUCCCCGAGAUGUCUGGGUAUAUUUGUAUUUUUGAUCUUUUAUUAAAAUGACAGGUUUCAUUUUGACUGUGAUAAUACAUGUUUAGAGAGUAUAUGUUGUAUUUCCAGAGUUUCAAUUUAUAUACAUUUUACAUGAAGAAUUUAGUCCAUGUCAACAAAUCUAAUAUAGAAAAUCUGAAUUAUUUAAAAUUUCCUCAUGGGAUCUAAAAAUUGAAAAUGCUUUAUAUAUUCUAAAAUGGCUGUGAUUUGUCUGAGCACUUUCGAAGUUUAACUAGUCUAUAUGACCAUCUGUUUGGAUGUGGAGAAAAUAUUUUCAGAAUCCCUCCCAAGAUUACAGUAUUUAUGUAAAUUUUGUACAUAUGCCUUUAUUUAGCAUUUACAGUAGACUACAAACUUUGAUGUGGUUACACUGUAAAAUCAUGUGAAAUCUGUGAUAAUCUUAUGUAUAAAUCAUUUAAUAAAAGUAAAUACACAGUUGAAA